Messenger RNA from Rubroshorea leprosula, 1021 nucleotides. NCBI's taxonomy places the organism in Eukaryota, Viridiplantae, Streptophyta, Magnoliopsida, Malvales, Dipterocarpaceae. The record is from the annotation of a GenBank genome assembly.
AGCAGAAAAACCAGAAAAAUGAAGAAGUAGGUGAUAUUAACUUUCUUGCUCACUCUCUCGCUCUUCUCCUUCCCCUCCUUUCAAUUCGAAUCCGAUAAGCUCCUCCUAGACGACGAGGAGUUCGGUCUCGAGGGUGCUCCACCUCGCUUCCCUGAACCCGCAUCCAUCCCUACGGCUACUAGAUCCUCUCGGAAGAGGCAUUCGGAGUCGGAGUCGGAGUCUGACCCCAGGAUCUAGUUCUCUCUAGAGCACGCUUUCGAUGACUCUGAUUUCGUUCCCGCUGGCACCUUCUCCGCCCGCCUCAAGACUUGGAAUCAAGGUGGCCAGAACUUGCUUCAAGGUGAUGACUUUUACAAGAUAAGGCUCCCAUCCAAUGUUUUAAGUCCCCCUGGGAAGGAUUAUAUUAUCUCAUCAGUGUAAGCAGAAGGUGUAAAUAUCUUGGCAGUCAAUUAUGGUUCUCCAGGGGCAUGUCCAUAUCCUUGGCAGUUGAAACUUGGCUCCAAUCUUUACUGAAGAAGUUCUGGGUGGUGAGAAUGGGAAGGGUGAAGUUGUGCAGCCGCCAGAAAGAUCUUUUUGGGCCAAAUAUUGGAUGUAUUUGAUCCCUCUUGGACUCAUAGUCAUGAAUGCCAUAACCCAAGCAAUGAAUAUGCCUGAGGAACAGGCUACUGGUCAAUUAGCAUCACAAGCACAGCCAGCUGCAGCAAUGCAGCGUGUAUCGAAUGCUGCAGUGCGUAGAAGAUGACAUUUAACUAUUUUCGGGACAAAUACUAGCUAAAAUUUAUAGUUAGAUUGGGGCUCGGAUUGAUCUUCAUAGGUUUCCAAUUGCAUGAAAAUGUUUAAUUUAUCCUAGUGAAUCAAGUUCCUUUUUUUUUUUUUUUUAAGGUAAGAAUCGAGUUCAUUUGACCCCAUUUUAACCUGAAAGUUGAGCUUGACUUCUAAUUUGAAGAUUUUUGUAUCUCUGCUACUUUUUUUAACUUUUUAGUAACAUACUUUUUUUUUUAAAUAAUUAAUUAGGGGCUCU